This is a messenger RNA of Macrobrachium nipponense, 2064 nucleotides long. RefSeq lists its product as uncharacterized. The record is from RefSeq and is a predicted model, not a curated record. Bases 22 to 1980 code for a protein of 652 amino acids. The transcript has 5 exons. NCBI's taxonomy places the organism in Eukaryota, Metazoa, Arthropoda, Malacostraca, Decapoda, Palaemonidae.
UCAUUAGGAUGUGUGAAAGAUAUGGUCUUGUUAAAGAAAUUAUUGAGGAGACUUCCAUUUACUUACCUUAGUCAGCAUAAUAAAAAUGUGGUUAUGUUUUUGCUGUUGAGUACUGUUGUGAAUGAUGAAUACAACUGUACUCAGGAGAAAUUGGAAAUCCUGGUAACAACUACAUCUCUGUUAAGGAAUCAGAAAUCUAUUAAUGUGCUAAAUAUGAUUGACAUUGAUCAAUUGCUUAAAUGGCUAUUCCUGAAGACUAAACAAUGCCGCUUUGUGUUCAUUCAUCUAAGACAAUUCCUUUGUUUCAAGAACCAGCUGAGCAUGUAUCGGAUUUUUUGGUUGAAGGAUGAGAUAACACCAAAUACACCUCAAAGUUUAGACACACUGAUAUCUCAUGAAGUUGAUCUUUUAAUUAGAUAUAUUGUAGAUAGCUCAGAAUCCCGAAGGACAAAGAAUUUAAUGCAGAACUUAUCAGAUUAUAUUACUACUUCAGAAGAACUUCCUUGUGAUAAGGAGACACGUUUACAUGUUGCUGUUUUAUUGCUGUGGGUUUGCCAGAAGAAGAUUAAACCAAAAUUCACGAUACUACCCAGGUCUAGGAAGUAUAAGAAAUUGAAAAAAGCUGAGACUAAAGUGGCUGAGGAAGGCGAAGAGUCCCGCGAAGCUGCCUAUGAGCAUUUAUCAUCUUGGAUACUGAAAUUCUUGAAGAAAGCAGACAUGGCUACUAUUCAACCACCUACUGCUGCUUCACUCCUAAUUGCGCAUACUAUUAUUUUAUCAGAAGAAGCAAAGAACUUUGGAGAUAUACAAAACCACACUUCUCAACAAGAUUCAGAAAAAGAAGGUCAAACUGAAAUUCAUAAUACUGCAGAAGUUAAGCAUAGUAAAAAGAAAACCCCAAAGUGUAUGAAACUUCUUGACCAUAGUUUAAAGCUUUGUGAAUUGUGUGUAUUAGGCAAUAAUGGAUAUCUGGUAGAGCAUGCCUUAAAUUUUUAUCAAAAGCUGGGGGAGCAUCAUUCUUCACUAUGUUCUUAUCUGCCUCAGGAUUUCUUCAGAGCUAAUUGGGUAAUUUUGUGUAAUGAGAAUCUUUGGUCGAAAAACAGUGACUUAAAGCAGGUACUGCAAUCCUGUCUGAAUUCCUUCAUCCUCAUAGCUACAGAUGAUGAAUUUGAAAAUGUGCUUAAAAAGCUAAUCGGAGAUAUUCAGACAUUGGCAAAUAUUUCUCAUACACUCACAAUUUGGCAGAUAGUAAUAUCAUCACAACUAGACCGAAAGAAGGUUGUGGUGAGACGUAUUGCCGAAAGACACUUAACCUUAUGGCUCAUAAACUUGGUGACCUUGAAGAGUUCAGAUGUGUCUUCUCACACAUUGCUGUCAGUAGUGGAGACACUGCAAGUGAUAGUCAAGAGUAAUUCCAUGAUGACAAAACAGAGUAGAGGGCUUUUUAUGAAACUCUCCACAUCUUUACCUUUAUUACCGUUGCCACUUGAGUAUUUUUACAAGAUUUUCAGGAUUUUAAUUGAUAUAGUUACGUCUGUUGUAGUAAGCAGUUCAGAUUGUAUAAAGGAAUGUAUACCAUCCAUCUUGAUAUUUGUUGGACAGUUUUCUGAAGCCCUAAUUUCUCAUUCUAACCGGAAGAACAAGCUUAAUGAGCAAGAAAUAAAGAUGCUUGUUCAGUCUAGUGCCUUGCUGGAAGUGUUUGCUGGAUCACUGACAUCUUUAAGGCCAUUCUUUAAAAAUGUUAUGCAUGUGGCUUUGGGUAGAAUUAUUGUAUGUCUUCAGAGUACUUCAGUUUACCCAGAUGUAAAGGUUAUACUUGAGAAUAUUAUCUACCAUUUACUGGAUAUAUGCAGUCGUCACAGUUUUAACCAUCUCAGUGUGACCCUUCCCUCCACAAGUGCAACAUUGCUCAAGCAUCUCUACAAGAAUUAUGAGAACUUUUAUAGAUAUCACUCCCAUGUAAGAAAGGGAAAACUUUAACUUAUAUAUACCAUGUACUCAAUUGGAUUUUAUGUACCAUGCAGAUAUUUUAUCAUCAUUCUUGAUAAUCAUACUCAAAUUUUA